Molecule: messenger RNA, 648 nt
Organism: Anthostomella pinea
Lineage: Eukaryota; Fungi; Ascomycota; Sordariomycetes; Xylariales; Xylariaceae
Source: the annotation of a GenBank genome assembly
AUGUCAUCACGACACCUCGCGCUAAGCUCCGCGCUGCGCACCUGCUCCCGUGCUCCAGCUUCAACUUCAGUCAAAGCUCCCCUCCGAACAGCCCGCCUCAGCACCGCCUCGCGUACAGCUGUAGCUUCGCGAAGCUUGGCUUACACGCAAACAUCGCCCGCAACAUCCACGGGACCGAAGCGACCGCAAGCCACGAUAUCGCGAACUACAACUGUCACACACAGUGCGACGGCGGGGGUCCGGUGGUCGUCGGAGUCGGCAACGGGGAGCACGAUCUGGACCUUCGAGGAGAUCCAAGACCUAACCAACUCCCCCUCCUCCACCAACAAACCCCAAGCAAAAGCAAUCCUAAUCGACACGCGCGAGCCCGGCGAACUAAAACAGACGGGCCGGAUCCCGGGCAGCGUCAACGUCCCGAUCACGACGUCGCCGGACAGCUUCCACAUCCCGGCCGACGAGUUCGAGGACCGGUUCGGGUUUGAGCGGCCCGCGCCCGGGACCGACGUUGAGCUCGUCUUCUACUGCAAGGCCGGCGUGCGCAGCCGGGCCGCCGCCGCCAUCGCGCGCGACGCCGGCUGGAAGCGCGUCGGCGAGUACCCCGGGAGCUGGGUCGAGUGGAGUGGGAAGGGGGGCAAGGUCGAGCGGUGA